Molecule: messenger RNA, 1779 nt
Organism: Fusarium keratoplasticum
Lineage: Eukaryota; Fungi; Ascomycota; Sordariomycetes; Hypocreales; Nectriaceae
Product: ADP-ribose 1''-phosphate phosphatase
Exons: 1
Coding region: 1-1779 (592 amino acids)
Source: RefSeq, a predicted model, not a curated record
AUGCUCGACGAUACUUUACUACACCUUUUCUCUGAUGCAGAGGAGAAUGGGAAUAGCUGGUCUGAUGCUGGUUAUUUGCAGCAUUAUCAACAGCACUUAUCCCACCUCGAAACUGGAUCAAAAUUAAGUCUUCUCCAAGAGUUACUUUGCGUUCGAUCACCUGUGCCGCCUCUACCGGAAGAUAUUCUCCAAAAGAUCGACUCAAUCCUCUUGCGCACUAGAGAUCACCAUAUCCUCACCCAAGCCUCCUCGUUGACUCCAUCACGGACGAUUCGACAUGAACAAGGUGGAGCUACCAACCUUUCACUCUGGAGAGGAGAUAUCACCACCUUGACGGGUAUCACUGCAAUUACAAACGCCACCAACGGCCAGAUGCUUGGAUGUUUCCAGCCGACGCAUCGGUGCAUCGAUAACAUCAUCCAUUCGCGGGCAGGGCCUCGCUUGCGGGAUGAGUGCUUCCAGCUCAUGCAGGAUAGGGACAAAGACCUUGGCGCGGGUGAGACGCUUGUCACUCGUGGAUAUGAUCUCCCUUCAUCGUAUGUAAUUCAUACGGUAGGCCCACAACUCCGUCGUGGUGCCUCCCCGACCGAGGUUGAGAGGAGACAGCUCACCAGAUGCUACGAGUCUGUUCUUGACGCUCUGGAGCUGCUUCCAGCUGAAGAAGCUGGUAGAAAGGCGAUUGCACUCUGCUGUAUUUCGACAGGACUGUUCGCGUUUCCAGCCAAAGAAGCAGCUGAGAUUGCAGUCUUGACGGUAUUGUCGUGGCUCGACAAUCAUCCAUCAACGACAAUAACCGACAUCAUUUUCAACACCUUUACCGAGUCUGACACUGGGAUCUAUUCAAAACUUUUUGAAGCUUUACCUGAAGACUGGACCCCUCUCAGUGACAAGCCCAAAUCGACACCGCUUGUUGGAUCCUUGGCUUUGGCUCGCGAAUGGCUCGACUCCGCAGACGCCGUGCUGGUGACUGCGGGUGCUGGACUAUCGGCUGCUGAGGGCUUGGACUAUCACUCUCGAUCGCUGUUUGCGGAAAACUUCCCUGGGUUCCUCAAGUAUGGGUUGACGUCCCUGUACAGCGUCUUUGGCUAUAAUGACUGGCCGUCAGAGGAGCAUCGAUGGGGCUACUUCUUUACUCAUCUUAAUAUGGUGGCCAACUGGCCCAAGACGCCUUCUUACCAAGCCCUCAUAUCGCGGUUGAACAAGUUUGGCCCUGACGCCCACGUUCGCACAUCCAACGCGGAUGGAUUGUUUUUGGCCAACGGCUGGUCAGAGAAGCAGUUGUCCACUCCUCAGGGCUCUUACGCAUACCUACAGUGCUUGGAAAACUGCAGAGUCGAGGCCACAGUUCGAUCCGCGUCUCUUGUUGCUGAUGCGAUCCCACACUUGGACGAGGCUACCCAGAAGUUGAUGGACUCGAGCAAGGUUCCGCGGUGUAAAUAUUGUGGAGCGAAGAUGAGCAUUUGCGUUCGGGCGGGCCCAUGGUUCAACCAAGCCCCCUUCAAAGAGGGUGAGGUUGCGUGGAAGGCCUGGAAGUCAAGAAUUCUUCGAGAAAAGAAGAAGCUGGUGAUCCUGGAGCUUGGUGUCGGGAUGAACACGCCUGGUGUUUUGCGAUGGCCUAAUGAGGACCUUGUUUUCAAGGGGAACGGCUUGGUCAAGCUAGUGCGCGUUGGACUAGGACCAGAGGCGGUUGUAUCAUGGGACCAAGAGGAUGGAGAGCUGAGCACGUAUGUGGAUGGAGAUAUAAGCCAGAUCAUGCCUUUUUUGGUGGGCGAUGCUUAG